Messenger RNA from Cylicostephanus goldi, 515 nucleotides. The record is from the annotation of a GenBank genome assembly. NCBI's taxonomy places the organism in Eukaryota, Metazoa, Nematoda, Chromadorea, Rhabditida, Strongylidae.
CUACCUUCAGUCGUUGUACAUCCGGACGAUCAUGAACGUUCGGUGUCCGAUGGCGAUGUCGAGUUGGAGAAGAAGCGGCGGAAGACCCGUCGACGUCGUGCCAACAAGAAUCGCUUCAAGCCCUAUCAUUCCCUGAGCCCGGAAGAGAAGAUGGCGCUCGAUGCUGCUGAAACUGCCAGAUCGGAGCGUAGGACACGUGAACGCAUGGCUAGUGGAAAACCUAUGGCUCCGAGUAAUACUACGCAGUUCUUACUGGAAGAUAGGGAAGCACGCGCAGGACAAGGACUAGAGGUUGAAUUGGCGCAUGAAGCAAGCGAACGACGACGUGUGAGGUCCAUCAGCGUUUCGAGCGAGUUUAUGGCUGCAAGCGAAGGAGCUUCGUCAAGUGGAGACAGUGAAACAGACAAGGAAAUGGAUCGAGAGUUUGAGGCCGAAUUCGAAGAGUACACAAUGGAUCGCCUUUCUAGGCUAAGCAAGGACGAGGUACGGUUAAGGAUUUAUGAAAAAAAAUAGGA